AUGUUGUCUUUGAAGAGGACGUCUUUGUCACUGGUCUCUGGCGCUUGCCUAGUAGCUACAGCACUGGCGGCCAACCUGACCGUCUACCAGUCCAAUGUCUCUUUUGUCCCAGUCCCGCUCCCUAUGCCAGGUGCUGCUGCCAACUUCGAGGCAAUUAUCGAACAGUUCACCACUCUGGGCCGCAGCACUGUUUGGCGCUCGGUCAAAAACAUCACCUUCCAGGGCGACACUGGCGAGCCUGAGGGUAUGGUGGUCAUUAAUGAGGAGAGAUUCAUCACUGCCCGUGGAGACUGGACCGCCCCGACCACUUCGUACAAUGGCACUAUCAUCAACGGCACAGAUCGCGCCGCGGGAGCAGGUUAUGCCCACCUUGAGAUCUACGAUGGCGAGGGGAAACGAGUGGUCGACGCGACACUGACGCCCCCCGGGGAUAUUGAAUACCACAUUGGUGGUCUUGACUACGACGGCCAAUACAUCUGGGCCACUCUCGCCCAGUAUCGCCCCAACACCACCGCCACCAUCAUCGCCGUCAAUCCUCUCACUCUGGAAUACCAAUCACUAAUCCACUACGCCGACCACUUGGGUGGCAUUGUCCACGACACCAAACUUCAAAGACUCAACACGUUGAACUGGGGAUCACGCAACGCGUCGAUCUGGAACCUCAACGCGACCACCAACAACCCGUUUCCCACAUUCUCUCAACCGGUGUCCGUGGCCCGCAAUCCCUCGUUCUACGUCGACUACCAGGACUGCAAAUUCCUGGGCCAUUCUAGACACUACGACAACCGCGCCGUCAUCAUCUGCUCGGGCGUCGCCACUCUGGCCGGCAACAUCACGAUCGGGGGCCUGGCGCUCGUCGACUUCGAAACCAUGAUUCCGCUCUAUGAGGUGCCGCUGACCAUGACAUCGGCCCGGGGCACGCCCAUCACGGAGAACCCCUUUGACGUGGCGUACGUGAAUGAGACCUUGCGGGUGUACUUCUUGCCCGACCAGCACAACUCGACGCUGUACAUCUACGAGCCGGUCCGGAACAGUCCGUAUGAGUACUGA
Fonsecaea erecta is the source of this 1050-nucleotide messenger RNA. RefSeq lists its product as hypothetical. The transcript has a single exon. NCBI's taxonomy places the organism in Eukaryota, Fungi, Ascomycota, Eurotiomycetes, Chaetothyriales, Herpotrichiellaceae. The record is from RefSeq and is a predicted model, not a curated record. Bases 1 to 1050 code for a protein of 349 amino acids.